Botrytis byssoidea is the source of this 333-nucleotide messenger RNA. RefSeq lists its product as uncharacterized. The record is from RefSeq and is a predicted model, not a curated record. The transcript has a single exon. The coding region runs from base 1 to 333 and encodes 110 amino acids. NCBI's taxonomy places the organism in Eukaryota, Fungi, Ascomycota, Leotiomycetes, Helotiales, Sclerotiniaceae.
AUGUCUACAGAAUCCCCACCCACCGAAUUCCUCUACGGAUUCAAACACUGUCCCCACAAAGUCGCCCACGGCAAUAGCUGUGGUAUCUACCACUCAGGUCUCGGCUCCGGCAAUCGAAGCACGUGUGCGUGUCCACCGGGUCUUGUAAAACUCAAUAGAGGAGUGAGAGAUUUAUUUCCGAAACAUCUUUGUCCGGAUUGUGAAAAGGAGUAUUUUCGGAUUCAUCCGGGGAUUUGUGCUCGCAUGACGCCGAGGUGGAUUUUGGAGAGGAAGAGUAAGGGCAAGGACAAGAGAAAGGGGAGGGAGAGGGAGAGGGUUUAUGAGCGGAUUUGA